GCCGGCGGCCGGCGGGGCCUGUGCGCAGGCGCGCCCGCUGUUGGUGUUAUGGCCCAGAUGGAGACGGAUUCCGGGGCCUGAGGCCAGGAGAGUCGCUCCGUCAGCCCGUGUCCACGACGCCAGCUUCACUGCGGCUCCCGAGGGGCGGGGCAGGCUGUCUCCGGCGCUCAGACGACAGAUGGCAACAGAGUGGCGUGCCGGCCGGCAACUGAAUGCCAAUAAAUCUGUGUUGUGUUAAAGACAUCUGGACGAAAGUGACCCUCAAGGAAGGACUCGUCUGAUUUCAGCAGUCAAGCGGAGGAUUCCAGUCCUGGCUCAAUAACUGCUCACCCACACUAGGAUGGGACCAAAUGAUAUACUGUUACCAUUGACACACUCCAUCAGCAGAACAAUUUUACUUCCCUUUUACUGGGGGCAAGUUGAUUGCUCACUAGACCUGAAGAUGGAAACGUCUCAAGUGGGUUCUCAGACCAGCACCGUAAGCCCACAGCCCCUGCAGCCUGCUAUACCGCCCUCCGUGACUCUGGGACUGACUACUGUUUACACUGCACUUUACGGACUCCUUUUCCUCCUGGUCUACGUCCAGCUGUGGCUGGUUUUACACUACAAACACAAGAAGUUCAGCUACCAGACGGUCUUCCUCCUCUUGUGCCUCCUGUGGGCUGCCCUGAGGACAACGCUGUUCUCCUUCUACUUCAGGGACAUUAUCAAAGCCAACUCUCUGGGCCCCUUCUCCUUCUGGUUACUGUACUGCUUCCCAGUGUGCCUGCAGUUCUUCACCCUCAGCCUCAUGAACACGUACUUUGCUCAGGUGGUUUUCAAGACGAAAGCUAAGUACUUCCCCGAAAUGGCCAAGAAGCUGCUCCCAAUACGACUAGCUUUCCUGGUGGCAAGCCUGGUAUUUCUGACGGUGAACCUAACUUGUGCCUUGCUCGUGAAGAUUCAGCACGAGGAGACCAAAGCCAUCGUCCUGGUACGGGUAAUCAUCAACGACUCCCUCUUUGUCGUCUGCGCCGUCACGCUGGCAACAUGCCUCUACGUCAUCGCUAAAACAUCACCUUCAACCAACAUCUACCUGGAAUCCAAGGGAACAUCAGUGUACCAGACCACAGCUGUAGGGGUAUUAGUUAUCCUGCUCUAUGCAAGCAGAGCCUGUUACAAUCUGUUUGCCGUCAUGCGUUCCCCUGCCACUCACGUGGACACCUUUGAUUAUGGCUGGUACAAUGUUUCUGACCAGGCUGAUCUCGUGUCCAAUCUAGGGGACAAAGGCUACCUGGUGUUUGGCUGCAUCCUCUUUUUCUGGGAGCUGCUGCCAACGGCCGUGCUGGUCUUGUUCUUCCGCGUCCGAAGACCGACCCAGGACCUGGCUGGCUCCGGAAUAAUAAGCGGUCGGAGCGUUGCACCCUGCUCGUAUUUCUUUGACAAUCCCCGUCAGUUUGAAGGCGAUGAUGCUGUCUGGGCCCCAGGGUCACAGAGCGAACAGGGCAGCUGGGACUGCUGUCUGAUGCUAAGCGUGGCAGCCAAGCGUAUUAUUUCACCGGGCUUUUACUGGCCGCCAAAGAAGAGAGAGGACCAUAUGGCACACAGCACCGUGACGCGGAUGCUUCUGAGCAGGCAGUCUCAGCUGUGACUGAGUAGCUGCCAUCAGUUGCCAAAGCAGGGGAUGCAGUGGAGGACCGAGCAGCUUGGCCAUUUUCUCCCACCCCCAUCGAGUCUGGUUGAUUUGCUUCUUCCUCCAAUGUUGAAGGCACUGGGCUGUACAUGAAGUAAACAAAAAAGCUCGGAAGACCCAGCAGGUCAGGCAGCAUCUGUGGAAAGAUGAACACUCGAACCUCAGACGAGACACCAUCCUCGCAAUUGAGGAAACGUUAUUAUUCUCCUCCUCUUCCCGCAGGUGUGCCUGACCGUCUGAGUUUCCAUCAUUUUAUAGUUUUAUUCCAGCAUUUAGCUGUUGUUAUUUCUCAAAGUGAGGAGGUUGAGUUGCACUGGGUAUGAAAACAGCUAUUGUUAGCUUUAGUAGGAGCCGCUUAUCUGGCUUGUAAUGGACUGGAAAGUCGACUUCCCCUCUCGCCCCGUUUCUUCCCCUACCGUUGCAUCUAAAUUCACCUUCCACAAAGUUUGCAGUUGUUCUCACCGGAGUGCUGGAGUCCACCUGGGUGUUGGUCAUGGUCCUGUGGGUUUUAUCUGCUGAGCAGUCAUGUGACAAUGCGGUGGGUUAGCGGGUCACGCGACAAUGCAGUGGGUCAGCGGGCCACGUGGCAAAACUCCGAUACUGCAGAUAUGGUAGAGUGAAAGCAGAGAAAAGUUAGAAGUGCCAAGAUGUGCUGGGUGGUUUCUGUGUAAAGCUGGGUCAGGUAGUUAAUGGUGCCCGUUGACUUUCCAUCUGAGCUGCACCAUUCGGUGCCGAGCCACUUAACCAGUGCAUUUCAGGAGCCAAAACACCACGAACGACCAAAAUAAAAGCAGUUUUCUGAACUGCGUGGGCACUAGGUUACAGAGAGCUCAAAGUUAAAGUCUGGGGUGGGAGCGGUGAGGGAGCUAGACGACCCUGGGGAAGAUGGGCGCUUGCUUGAUUGGCGCCACGUCUUUCCGCAAGGUCCGAAGGACGCGGUGGGUGAGGUCUGAUGUCCGCACAACUGCGGUGGCAGUGAAACAUGAGCCUGGUGUAAAGUGGGUGUCGACGCUGCUGGUUGUGUGGAUUCGAUUGUCCUGCACUUGCCUAUUCCACCUCCACCUCCACCUCCUCGCGCGCGCGCACCCCACAUCAGUCAGACUCACCAGAUCGUAGAAGACACCAGACAUUAAGUUCCUGUUUUUUGUCUCACUAGGACGGGGUGGGGACGAGGAAAGUUAGAGCUAAGUUUCUUUUUACAGUACUAGCUGAGAUUAUGUCAACUCUGUACUGGAUAGGAAUAAACCUGGAGCCUUUGCUGUCACUGUGGCACCUUCUCCCCAUUACAGAAGGACUACCACGUUAAAGCCAUGAAGCAAGAUUGGAUUGUGGGGGGGGGGGGGGGGGGGGAGGGUGGUGAAUAGGAGCUGACGGCCCAAAAGAUGACCUGACAUAGAAUUGAAGCAGGUUUUCGCGUGGAAAAAAUCUUUUCAUGUAGUCCAACACUGCAAGCCUUUUCAAGUGGAGGCACUGCAUACUGAGCCUGCCAAAUCUUUACAGAUAUACUGUACUUUCUAAGUCAUGCCCAGCUUUAGGACCAACAACUGAAGACUUUUUUGCUGUUUUUCACUCCAUAUAAUGACAUUUGCACUUGCUGCUCUCACAGAAAUUUGACAUGAAAGGGGUUGUGUUUGAAUGGAGCAGCUGAUCCUGCUAUUUAUCCUAAAUGUUUACUUUCUAUAGAAUAUCUUGUUCCUGUCGCUGCCUGACUAGGCAGCUGAGUUUCUCCAGAAGUGAAAUGUGGAUUAUGACGACACGAAUGUGCUGUCCACUCUCUGACUACAGAGCUCACAUUCGCCCCCUGCCCCCCACCCGACUGUGACUGUCAGACAAGACAUGUGUGCGUGGCUGGCGAUUGAGACCAAGGAACUUAAUUAUUGAAAGUUCUGCCUGGCUGACAUGAGAUGGCAUGGCACGGGUUAGGCAUCGCGCAUGGGGCAUUCGCAAUUUUAAAAUGCCUGCACUUUUUUUGCCAUCUUGGGUUUCUCAACACUCCCAGAGACCUGUCUUGAGCUCCUCAUAAUGAGGGGCUAACUUUUUUUUAACCUUUAUGUAACUUUCCCUCGUAGCCCCUUGAUGAGUUUCUUCGUUGGGGUGCCGGCAGUAGCUGAGACGGCCUACAGUGAUGUGGCCUACUUGCCCCAGUGGCACUGUGAGUCGGAAUAAAGCACUGAGUUUAUUGCUCCCUUUCAUUUUGUAUCCAAGUGUGUAUAAUAUAUACGAAUUCUUUUGAUAACCUGUUCAAGCAGUUUAAAAUUGAUACUGGUUACUGAAUUAUAACUCAUGGAAGGUAUUUUAAUAAAAAUUUUUGCCAAUA
Molecule: messenger RNA, 3989 nt
Organism: Hypanus sabinus (Atlantic stingray)
Lineage: Eukaryota; Metazoa; Chordata; Chondrichthyes; Myliobatiformes; Dasyatidae
Product: G protein-coupled receptor 137Ba-like
Exons: 9
Coding region: 341-1630 (429 amino acids)
Biological process (GO): positive regulation of TORC1 signaling; negative regulation of osteoclast differentiation; regulation of autophagy
Cellular component (GO): lysosomal membrane
Source: RefSeq, a predicted model, not a curated record